This is a messenger RNA of Electrophorus electricus (electric eel), 3646 nucleotides long. It is a transcript of the gene col28a1a, whose product is annotated as collagen, type XXVIII, alpha 1a. Gene Ontology annotation, cellular component: extracellular matrix. The record is from RefSeq and is a predicted model, not a curated record. Gene Ontology annotation, molecular function: serine-type endopeptidase inhibitor activity. NCBI's taxonomy places the organism in Eukaryota, Metazoa, Chordata, Actinopteri, Gymnotiformes, Gymnotidae.
AUGCAGUGUGGUAUACUGGUGUGUAUCUUGCUGAUCUGCACUGAGGGAGCCAAGGGCCAGAAGAAGCAAAGGAGCAGACAGAAGACAGAUAGCCCUGGCAUUCUAAACGAAGGAAAAACUCUUACUUGCCCAGUGGAGCUGUUCUUCCUCAUGGACAGUUCUGAGAGGACCAAGGCUCUGCUGUUUGAGAAGCAGUGCACUUUAGUGCAGCGUUUCAGUGCACAGCUGAUGCGUCUGCAGGCGCCCGGCUGGGAUCUGCGUCUGCGACUCGCUUUGCUGCAGUACAGCAGCACCGUCUCCCUGGAGCAUACUUUCCGCCAGUGGCAGGGUGUGGACAUCUUCCAGAGCCUCGUGGCCUCUCUGGCCCACAUUGGGCAUGGCACCUACUCGGCCUAUGCUCUCUCCAAUGCCACGCGUGUCUUUGCCCAGGAGACGUCGGGCAACAGCCUGAGGGUGGCGCUGCUGUUCACUGAAGGGAUGGACCACCCACGUAGCCCAAGCGCACUGGUUGCUGCCGCCGAAGCCAAAAACCAUGACAUCCGAGUGUUUGCCAUCAGCCUGCUGCCUGCGACACGGGAGAGUCACACCAGACUGAGGUCCAUCGCCAGUGCCCCACCCGAGCAGCACAUGUUUAGUUUCACGGACCCCCUGCUGGAGGAAAAGCUCUUUAAUGAGCUGGGUGCGGUUGUUGAUUCAAGGUGUCCACCACCAAAAUUAUGUGUCUGUAAUAAAGGAGAGCAAGGUCUUCCAGGAAACCCAGGUAGAGCAGGCAACCCUGGGGCAGUGGGUCCUCCUGGAUUAAAAGGAGCCAGAGGGGAGCACGGUUUGAAUGGCCAUCCUGGAAGAAAGGGUCUUGAGGGAAGCCCAGGAGUAAGAGGAGAAAAGGGGGGGACAGGAGAGUGUGGUGCCCCUGGGAUGAAGGGAAAUCAGGGAACCCAUGGACCACCAGGACCUCAUGGACCACCUGGAGAGCAGGGUCACAUUGGAGCCCAUGGAGACCUUGGAUCAGAGGGCCCUUCUGGAUCUAAGGGGGAGCGUGGACCAGCUGGAGCGACUGGACCUCCAGGAGAUGCAGGACUUGGAUUGUUUGGCCCAAAGGGAGACAGAGGAUACCAAGGCAGAUCUGGACCAAAUGGCCCUGUAGGUAUAGGAAAGCCAGGACUACCUGGCUCACCAGGUCACCCAGGUGUGCAAGGCAACCAAGGUUUUCCAGGUGAGGGUUUACCUGGACCCAAGGGGGACAGAGGUUAUGAGGGCCCUAAGGGUGUAUGUGGUCCUCCAGGGCUGGGUGUUCAGGGGGAGAAGGGAAACACAGGGGCUCCAGGCCUGCCAGGGUCGAUAGGAUAUCCUGGGGCUGGGACACAGGGGGAAAAGGGUGACCACGGAGCACCUGGACCACAAGGGAAUAGUGGAACUCUAGGGUUGGGCAUCGAAGGAUCAAAGGGGGAUCAGGGCUUUCCUGGUGAACAGGGACCACAAGGAGAGAGAGGGAUUGGACAGCCUGGCACAAAAGGUGAGCCAGGACCAGAUGGCGCUCCAGGUAUUCCUGGCAUCCCAGGAGAGGAUGGAGCUGUUGGGCCAAAGGGUGAGAUGGGGUCACCUGGAUUACAAGGUCCUGAUGGUGUACCAGGAAAAGGAACUCCAGGAGAAAAGGGUGAUCGAGGUGACCGUGGGACUCGGGGACUACCAGGAGCCCCUGGAGAAGUAGGGCCACCAGGGGCAAAGGGAGAACCUGGUAUUCUCGGGAGGCUGGGGAUUCCCGGUCUUCCAGGUCAGGGAUUGCCUGGUUCAAAGGGUGACCCAGGACCCAGGGGUCCCCAAGGUCCUGUUGGAGAUCCUGGAGCAGGGAUCACAGGGCCAAUGGGUGACAGAGGACCCCCUGGGCCGUUUGGACCACAAGGGAUAAAGGGAGAUGGCUAUCCUGGGCCUCAGGGACUUCCAGGGUUGCCAGGAGCAGAAGGGGAUAUGGGGUCAGAAGGAAUAGGCAUACCUGGGCCUAAGGGUGACCAAGGUUUACCAGGGGCUUCUGGGCCAUCUGGACCAUCCGGAACAGGACUUAUGGGACCAAAGGGAGCUACUGGUCAGUCAGGUGCUCCUGGGCUACCAGGCUUACCUGGGGAGGGAAUUGAUGGGCCUAAGGGGGAGCCUGGAUCUCAAGGGUCACCAGGAUUCAGAGGUGCACCAGGUGAAGGGAUGCCCGGAGAAAAGGGUGUCAGAGGUCUGACAGGUGAACAUGGGAGAAAAGGAGACCAAGGGGACUCUGGAGCCACUGGGGAAACAGGACCAGCGGGAACACCUGGAGAGAAAGGAGAUCCUGGCCUUUCUAGAGAAGACGUGAUCAAAAUAAUCAGGGAAAUCUGCGGCUGUGGUCUAAAGUGCAGAGACAGUCCUCUUGAGCUGAUCUUUGUGAUUGACAGCUCAAAGGACAUGGGCCCUGAGAACUUUGAGGUUGUAAAGGACUUUGUAAACGCACUGGUGGACCGCGUGUCUGUGAGCCAAAAGGCCACUCGCAUAGGGGUGGUUCUGUAUAGCCAUAUAUCUGUGGUGGUCGCCAGCCUUCACCAGGUCUCCGACAGCACUGCUGUCAAAGCUGCCGUGCGGAAGACGGCGUACCUGGGGGAAGGCACCUUCACAGGCAGCGCCAUCCACAGUGCCAUGCAGAUGUUUCAGGUCGCGCGGCCAGGUGGGAGAAAGGUGGCGGUGGUUGUGACCAAUGGAUUGGCAAACCGGCGGGACGCGGUGCAUCUGGAAGAGGCUGCAACAGAGGCGCAUGCAGCAGGGAUAGAGAUGUUCAUUAUUGGGGCAGGGAGCCGCAGUGACCCUCUGCAUGCAGAGUUUCGACGUGAGAUGAAUUUGAUAGCCUCUGACCCCGAUGAGGAGCAUGUCUACCUGAUCGAUGACUUCAUGUAUCUGCCAGCUUUGGAAAGUCAGUUCCUGAGUCGGAUCUGUGAGCUUAAGGAUAGUGUGAUACUAACCCCAGACAAGAAUAAACACUUCGCACUUAUGCCUGGGCCCAACAUACAGACACCAGACACAUCCCCCGAUGACAGUACCAUUCGUACAACAGUUAGAAAGCUCCCAAGGCCUGAUGGCAGUGCUGACAAUGCAGUUGAUGGGGAUGGGAAGAUGUCACAUCUUGAGGAGUCAAUUAAUGGGUUCCACGGUCUCACAGUAGCCUCAUCUGGGAGCAGGGAACAUGUCGGGUCCCCUGGCACACCUGUGAUGGCACCUCAUACUCCCCCAGACCGGCCAAUUGAUUUGGCAAGUGGGUCUUCCUCACAGAUUCUACCUCCGCCCUCCCAGCCUGAUCAAUCUGAAGUGGCUGUGGGCUGCAGGCAGCAGCUGGACCCCGGGCCAUGCAGACACUACCAGAUGAAGUGGUACUAUGACCCAGGGGCCAACGCCUGUGCCCGGUUCUGGUAUGGUGGCUGCCAAGGAAACAACAACCGCUUUGAAACAUACCACAGCUGCAAGAAGACUUGUGUGACUUCAUCAUUUUAAUGCAGUAGAUUGGCAAUUAUGUUAUAUUAACUUGAAUGCACUAUACAGAAAAACGAGCUAUUUAGUUCACUUUUAACAACAGAAUUCCAUGGUAAGGUAUAUAGCCUGGAGAUUUUGUUUCAUGGACUAAAAGCAAAAUCUCAUA